Molecule: messenger RNA, 207 nt
Organism: Echinostoma caproni
Lineage: Eukaryota; Metazoa; Platyhelminthes; Trematoda; Plagiorchiida; Echinostomatidae
Source: the annotation of a GenBank genome assembly
AUGAUUAUUGUGCUUCUUGGUGUUGGUGUUGGUUGUGAUGGUGGUGGUGGUGGCAGCGGCAGCGGCGGCGGUGGUGAUAUUGUUGGUGUUGUUGUUGCUGCUGCUUCUGCUUCUGCUGCUGCUGCUGGUGGUGGUGGUGGUGGUGGUGAUGGUGGUGCAUGUGGCGUACAAUUAGCAGAGAUGAACGCUUUACACACAUUUACUUGA